UCCAACUGCUUGCUCAGAACCAUUUCUGCACCAACCAUGGCCAACUUCGUGGAGCUCAGUACCAAAGCUAAGAUGCCCAUUGUGGGCCUGGGCACCUGGCAGUCUCCUCCAGGCAAAGUCAAAGAAGCCGUGAAGGUGGCCAUUGAUGCAGGAUACCGCCACAUCGACUGUGCCUAUGUCUAUAAGAAUGAGAAUGAGGUGGGAGAAGCCAUCCAAGAGAAGAUCCAAGAGAAGGUGGUGAAGAGGGAGGACCUAUUCAUUGUUAGCAAGCUGUGGUCUACCUUCUUUGAGAGGAGCCUGGUGAAGGAAGCCUUUCAGAAGACACUAGAGGAUCUGAAGCUAGACUAUUUGGACCUCUAUCUUAUUCACUUUCCACAAGGGCUGAAGGCUGGGUCCGAAUUCCUUCCCAGAGAUGAUAAAGGCAAUAUCCUCACCAGUAAGACAACAUUCCUCGAGGCCUGGGAGGUCAUGGAAGAGCUGGUAGAUGAGGGGCUGGUGAAAGCCCUUGGUGUUUCCAACUUCAAUCACUUCCAGAUUGAGCGGGUCCUGAACAAACCUGGACUGAAAUAUAAACCAGUGAUGAAUCAGGUUGAGUGUCACCCAUACCUCACCCAAGACAAACUGAUCCAGUACUGCCUCUCCAAGGGCAUCAGUAUCACAGCUUACAGCCCCCUGGGAUCUCCAGAGAGACCUUGGGCCAAGCCAGAAGAGCCUUCAUUACUGGAGGAUCCCAAGAUAAAGGAGAUUGCUGCAAAGCACAGUAAAACCCCAGCCCAGGUUCUGAUUCGCUUCCAUAUCCAAAGGAAUGUGGUAGUGAUCCCCAAGUCUGUAACACCAGCACGCAUCAUUGAGAACUUUCAGGUCUUUGACUUCACGUUGAGUGAUGAGGAGAUAACCACCAUCCUCAGCUUCAACAGAAAUUGGAGGGCCUUUGACCUACCUGAGUAA
Molecule: messenger RNA, 948 nt
Organism: Dipodomys spectabilis (banner-tailed kangaroo rat)
Lineage: Eukaryota; Metazoa; Chordata; Mammalia; Rodentia; Heteromyidae
Product: aldose reductase-related protein 2
Exons: 9
Coding region: 37-948 (303 amino acids)
Cellular component (GO): mitochondrion; cytosol
Molecular function (GO): aldose reductase (NADPH) activity
Source: RefSeq, a predicted model, not a curated record